UCAGUCGGCCCCGAACCGCCAGCAGCGCCGCGACGCCGAACCCCGUUCCCGCGGAACCCCUACGCGCCCCGCGUGAUCGCCAUGUGCUUCGCGCCGCUCCGAGUCCCGCCCCAGUGACACGCUCCCCAACACCCCGGUGAUACAGAGUUAAACCCGCCAGUGACACGAGGGGAUAAGUGGUUUAAAUGUGCCCCGCCACCAGUGUUUAUAAACAUAGUGUUUUCUAUUGGAUUACCUGACCUCACAGACGAUGAGACGGCGAGUCGAUCUGUGCGUGCACUUGAUAUUCGCAACGAUAUCCGGGCUGCACGCCGCCAUCAUCCCGCCCCCGUGGGGCGACCCCACGACCAACCCUUGCGUCACGCAGCCUGGAGGAUGGCAACUCAUCUUCUGGCCCGCCGACAAGAAGUGCUACCGCAUCUUCCAGAAAGGUUACCCAUGUCCAGACACAAUGGAGUUGGUUCCAGGGACAGGUGGUGGGCCUCCCAUUUGCCAAUGUCCACCAGGAUCUGCCCAGAGUGCCAAGGAUGGCCGUUGUCAUCUACUCUUUCAGACAGCUCCCUGUGACCCUGGACAGUACUUUGCACCGCUCCCCAUUGAUUUAGAGGGACAGCGAUGGGGAAAAUGUGUGGAUCCUGAACCCUGUCCUGAAGACCACUUAUUCUGGGCUAAGGACAAGCAGUGCUAUUCUGCCAACUCAAGAGGGCCCUGUCCAGAGGGACAACUGCUCAUCUCUAGCAAAACCAGUCCAUCGAUAGGAGAGUGCCGCUGCGAAAGUACAGGACACUUGUCCCAAUAUUACUGGAGUCCCACAGGAACUUGCCAUGAGCAUUACACAACAGGUCCUUGCCUAGAGAGAGGCGGAAUAUUUUUGCCAGGAGGUAAAUGUGGCUGUCACCACACUCUUCCACAUUAUCAUAACUUGACAAACCGGUGCUAUCCAUUAGGUGGAGCUGGGCCCUGUUCGCAAGGGCAGCAGUUUAUAGUCCAAGUGCCUGGAAACAGAGCUGAAUGUGUCUGCAAGGAAGGCUACGUCCGUUGGGUGGGCGAUAAUGCCUGCUACCGACCAUACACCAGAGGACCUUGUCCCCCAGGUCAACUCUACAGCGUAAAUUACACGAUAACUGGAAUGGAAAUUGGAUGCAUUCCUCUACCGUGCCAGACAGGGAGGCUGUACUUCCCAGGCGGCAAAGGUUGCCACAGGGUGGGAUCUCAAGGACCCUGUCCACCCGGUCAAAUUGUUCUGUUUCAAGACAGCGUGAAAACAAGCAUUGAGGGCAUAUCAUACCAAGGGAUGUGCGGCUGCAAGGCAACGUCUUCUGAUCCAAAUACAAUAUUUCCCAUGCCAUUCAGAGGAGAGCCUGGCAACCCUCUCAACCAAUGCGGGGCUCAAGCACGCCAGUCGAACUCCAAUCUGAUCUCUGGGAGUGAGGACAACUCCGAAAUUCUGGAGGAUCUGUGUGGCUCUAAGCGUGGCGUCAUCCAAUGGGCAGAUGGAACAUGUCGGCAACUUUACACACAAGGCCCCUGCAAUGUAGGUGAAUGGAUAGUGCCUGAUCGAGGCAAAGGUCAGCGCAAAGGCAGAGGGUGGAAGGUUGGGAAAUGUGAGUGCCGCCCCGGCUUCACACCCAAUCGAGAUGAGAAGACCAACAUCACUACAUGUCUACCACCAGUCGUUACAAUUGCAAAGUUCUUGAACAGCAAGAGUUACCAAUUCAACAACAGUUUUACUAGUCCGCAACAAAAGUUCAAGCCGUCAACCACCUACAGAUAUAAAAACCACAAAGAGCCUACCAGCACAGAGCGGAGCACUGAGGUUCUGAUAAAAAAUACUUUGAGCGCCGAGAACGAGGCGCGCAAUCACAGGAGCGACGAUUCUCUGAAAGCUAGAAAAGAGCUAAAAGAGAAGAGACUGAGAGGAUCUGAGGUAGAGAUAACCGAGAGCAGUAGGCGGUCGGCUGACGAAACAUUAGAAACGACGACGAGUUUCAGUGAGAAUGUGAUUAAAGGUCUGAGUGAGGACAAUGCUAGAGCUUUGAGGGAAGAUUUGAAUGAGCCAGAAAAAAGGCCGUCAAGUACACUUGUGCCCAUAAUAGAUUUAGAAACGCUAUUUGAAGAAUUGAGUUCAUCUAGUGUUGAAUUGCGGUGAUAACAAUUUUUUUUUUAAAAUUUGUCCUCCGAAGGAAAAAGUUAAUUUUCUUUUGACAUACUUAGAAAGAGAGAAAACAUUGCACAUAUGCCCAUCGGAUUAGUUCUUAUUUAUUUUGUAAAUAUUACUCAUGAAAGGUACUUACCUGUAAGGAAAGACUGAUUUAGAAUUUUUACUUCCCUUUUUUGUAAACUUCAAUGCUCAUUAAAGUAAGCAUGUAAAUAUGAAGAAUUAUUUAUUGGAAAUUUUACUCCUUGUUAAGCGUAAUUGAAACAGCUGAUUCAUGAAAUCCACUCUCAACCAACCUUUAUCAACUAUUUUAAAUUAUCACUUCUAAGGAUAAAAAGAAGCAAAAAAACUGAUCUGAGUUGUUCAUAUUAGCAUGAUUUGUACAAAGGAAUAAUUAUUGUGAACAUAUCUUUUGUUCUACAUAGUUUUCGUACUAUUUGAAAAAAAAAAUCGGCUCUUGUAAAAACCGCUGAUGUCGAUUUUUACUAAUUAAGAAAAAGCUGCCAAAAAUUGCACAAGCCUUUCAUUCGUACAAUUACGUAAGAACUGCUUAUACAACACUCUCUGAUGCUCUAUGACACCUAAAUACCACAGAUCCCUAUCCCCAAAGGUCCUUCUGGGAGCAGGCAUUCCCUCAUUUCUUGUUCAACUACGUAUCGCCACGCCUUCAUGGGGCAUUUUUUUUUCUCCCCCCAGGAAGAUACCGAUCAAAAUUUUUUCGCCAGCCUUUCUUCUAUCAUUCUGGUCACAAGACCAUACUAGACUACCUGUUUGGUCAUGAUGUUGCAUACACACAGGAUAACAUUUUGUUAAAGAAAUGUCCUUCAAAACUCCCAAACUUAUCACCAAACCCUAAAAAUCUCCAUACCCAAAUCUUGAAACCUCCAACAGUUUUCAAGACCAAAAAUUUCACAAGAUAAACAAAUGAGCAUUAGCUGUUUUUGCAAAAGUCGAUUUAAAGGAAAUGUACAUACAUAUGUUUGUGAUAAGUUACCGACUUACAGUUACAGAAAGUGAUAGUCCGUUACUUCACAUUAAUAUUGCUCGUUAGAUUAGUCCAAUAACCAAUUGAAUUUUACUUAAAGAAAAAAAUAAAUGAAAAGGUUGAAAAAGA
Molecule: messenger RNA, 3272 nt
Organism: Bemisia tabaci
Lineage: Eukaryota; Metazoa; Arthropoda; Insecta; Hemiptera; Aleyrodidae
Source: RefSeq, a predicted model, not a curated record